UUCACCUGGAAAGGUUCAGUCCAAACUCACUGCAUAUGGACUGACUGAAAUGACAAUUGCAUGUUGAUAUUAGCUGGGGGGAAAGAUUAGAUGAUUACUUUCAAUGGAUUCCCAUUCAACUGAGUGCACCGAGCUUAUGAACAUCAUUUGAGCAGAAAAGGCAUUUCAUAUUCUCGCUUGAAGACACUUCUUCGGAAGAAGAAUGGCGCUGACCGAUGCCGAGUUUGGACUGAAGGGCAGCAGUGUCAUCAGGGAAUGGAGCGGAGAGGUCCAGCCAGCUCUGAUAGCAUCCUUCAUCAUCCUCUUCUUCCUCGAGGCCUGUUUGUGGGUCAGGAACCUCACGUUCAAGAGGCGGCUGCCCGGACCGUUCGCCUGGCCUUUGGUGGGGAAUGCCAUGCAGCUGGGGCAAAUGCCACACAUGACCUUUUCCAAGUUGGCCAAGAAGUACGGCAACGUCUACCAAAUCAGACUGGGCAGCAGCGAUAUCGUGGUGCUGAACGGAGACUCGGCCAUCCGGCAGGCACUCAUUCAACACGCCAGGGAAUUUGCCGGGCGACCGAAUUUCGCGUCCUUCCAGAUGAUUUCCGGGGGUCGCAGCAUGACGUUCAGCAACUACAGCAAACAGUGGAAAGUUCACCGGAAAGUUGCCCAAUCGACUCUGAGGGCGUUCUCGUCCGCAAACAGCCAAACCAAAAAAGCAUUUGAGCAGCACGUUGUCGGAGAAGCCAUGGACCUGGUGCAGAUGUUCCUCCGGCUCAGCGCAGAUGGACGAUACUUCAAUCCGUCCCAUGAAUUCACAGUCGCCGCUGCUAAUGUCAUUUGCGCGCUGUGCUUUGGGAAACGCUACGGCCACGAUGAUCCGGAAUUCAGGACACUCUUGGGACGAGUGGACAAGUUUGGAGAAACCGUCGGAGCCGGUAGCUUGGUGGACGUCAUGCCGUGGCUGCAGUCUUUCCCCAAUCCUGUAAGGAGCGUCUAUCAGAACUUUAAGAUCAUCAAUGAGGAGUUUUUCGCUUACGUGAAAGACAAAGUCGUGCAGCACCGCGACACAUACAACCCCGGCGUCACCCGUGACAUGAGCGACGCCAUCAUUGGUGUGAUCGAGCAUGGCAAGGACAGCUCGCUGACGAAAGACUUUGUAGAAGGCACGGUCACCGAUAUCAUCGGCGCAGGACAAGAUACUAUGUCCACGGUCAUGCAAUGGAUACUUCUACUUUUAGUGAAACAUCCGUCAAUCCAGAUCAAACUUCAAGAGCAGAUUGAUAAAGUCGUCGGGCGCGACCGUCUCCCUUCAAUAGACGACAAAAGCAACCUUGCAUACCUGGACGCGUUCAUCUACGAAACCAUGCGCUACACCAGCUUCGUCCCGGUCACCAUUCCUCACUCCACCACUUCAGACGUGACCAUCGAAGGUCUCCACAUCCCCAAAGACACCGUGGUCUUCAUCAACCAGUGGUCCGUCAACCAUGACCCUCAAAAGUGGCAAGACCCUCAUCUCUUCAACCCGUCAAGGUUCUUGGACGCAAACGGAGCCCUGGAUAAAGACCUCACCAACAGUGUCAUGAUCUUCUCAUCGGGUAAGCGAAGGUGCAUUGGUGACCAGAUUGCCAAAGUGGAGGUUUUUCUGUUCUCCGCAAUCCUGUUGCAUCAAUGCUCGUUUGAGAGCAACCCGUCCGAACGUCUCUCCAUGGACUGCACGUAUGGUUUAACACUGAAGCCUCUGCGUUACAUAAUCUCCGCUAAACUCAGAGGGAAACUCUUUGGCUUGGUUUCACCAGCAUGAGUAAACAUCAUCAGUUACUCGCCCUCAUGCUCAUUCUGUGACUUAACACCGGCAAAGACGGACAAUACUGCAAAUGUACUCCACAUAAAGCUGCACUGAAUGCAUAUUUAAUAUUUAACAAAUACUCAAACGGUUUACAUGUUUGCAAUGAUUAAAUCAGCAGAUUUAUUCACAUCCAUAGAAUAGGCUGUCAGGUCUUUGAAGGUGCUCUGAUAUAAGUAUAAAGAUGAGAUCAUCUUCAAUCUAUCUUUAAAAGGAUACUUCGGCAAAAAUGGAUGAAACCCUCAAACCAGACUUUCUUGCCUCGGUGGAACACAAAACAUGUCUAGCCGAAUGUUGGGCUUAUUCACCAUUUUACAUGGAUGUUAAUGGUGACUGAGAUUUGUGCUUCACCGUAGAAAGAAAGCCAUACGGGUUGAGUUCGACAUGCACGGUGAGUCAAUGUCAGAAUGUCCAUUUUUGGGGAAAUUUUCCUUUUAAAGAUUCUGAGCUAUAUUUUGUUUUCUUGUGUGUACUAACUUACCUCAAAGCAUCAGUAUGAAACGUUCAUGGUCAAAUGCUAAGCAGCUAUCACUGCACAUUAUUGGAUAAUAUCAUGCAAUUGUUUGUUUGUUAUUGAGUCAUGUUAAUGUGCAACAGCUGUUUGUUGGGCUGCAAGGAGUUUCACUUCCUUUCUAUCAUCUUGACUCAUUUUAAGCAUUAAACCAUGCUUGCAAUAAGCUGUAUACAGUCUGAUUAUGUAUUUCAGGUAUUUUAAGUACUAGGCAAAUAUUUAUACAUAUUACACAAUAUUUUAUUUCUCUAUAAAGUCUAUUCUUUAUGCAUUUGUAUUUUAUGUAAUGAGGCUCUACAAAAGCUGCAAGCGUCACUUGAUGAGUUAUUAAAGUCCGUAAAUCUCAUUUUAGCCAGUUAAUGUGCAAUAAAUGCCUUGCUGUGACCAUGCAAUAAUGCUCAACAUAUCAGCCAAUGAACGAUGAACUCACCCAACGUAUGUACAAAAUAAAAGCUCUAAAUCAGAGCUAUUCCCAAGAUACGCUUCUAUUCUGCAUUACAUACAUUAUGGGAAAUGUUCACACCGCAAGUGCAUGUUUUCAGGAUUUUAUACAUUUUCUAACGCCUUCUAAAGGCGUUGUUUUUUUUAAACGUAUUCAUGGAAAAUAAGCUACAUCUGUAAUGAAUAAAGUGAUGUUUUA
This is a messenger RNA of Xyrauchen texanus (razorback sucker), 2976 nucleotides long. RefSeq names its product cytochrome P450 1B1-like. NCBI's taxonomy places the organism in Eukaryota, Metazoa, Chordata, Actinopteri, Cypriniformes, Catostomidae. Gene Ontology annotation, biological process: hormone biosynthetic process; progesterone metabolic process. The transcript has a single exon. Gene Ontology annotation, molecular function: heme binding; steroid 17-alpha-monooxygenase activity; iron ion binding. Bases 203 to 1783 code for a protein of 526 amino acids. The record is from RefSeq and is a predicted model, not a curated record.